Messenger RNA from Scylla paramamosain (green mud crab), 920 nucleotides. RefSeq lists its product as uncharacterized. The transcript has 4 exons. The record is from RefSeq and is a predicted model, not a curated record. The coding region runs from base 601 to 906 and encodes 101 amino acids. Lineage: Eukaryota; Metazoa; Arthropoda; Malacostraca; Decapoda; Portunidae.
UGCUUGCAGGUAAUUCUUUUGUCUUUUUGUUCAUUAUCUACCAGUAUUUGUGCUGUAAGGUAUUCAAUUUUACUUUUUGUUUAAUUUUAAGUAUUUGCAUAUGAUCUAAUUUUUGUGGUUACUGAAUAUAUCAAAUUAAGUGUGAUUUUCUUUUUUGUCUUUCGAUUUGUUCACAAUUAUCAGUCAUUAGUGAUAAUUGCCACAAGAUGCUCAUUUAUUCUAUUACUUUUGAGUAUUUCCACAAUAUGAUCCAGUGAUUUUUGUGACUCAGUGUAUCAAAUGAAGCAAGAAAUAUAGUAAAGUAACAAUAAUAACUAUCCUGAAUUCAUACUAACUACUCCCAAAAUUUUCAGUGUGGUGGAGUGAUCCAGGCACCACUGGACACCAGGCAAGAGGGCUGGCCACUGCCCCUCCCUGUGGUGUGGUGCUGCCUGCUGCCACUGCUUCCAGACAGCCUGUCCUGGAACAACCUGUACUCCAGCCACAAGUACUUGACCCUCUCAUGCACUGACACCUGCCACCUUCCAGCAUGGCCAGCCUGACCAGUCCAACCCCUGACAGCACACUCCCCCACCCCCUCAACAUCACUAGAUCACAGUGAUGCAAGGUGACCACCACUGGAGGCACACAUGUCAAGUCAGCACAGCAAUGGAUCUCCACACAUCGGCACCCUGGAAGCACGAACUAAGAGGGACAUCACUAGAAGCACCAACAAGGAGGGACAUCACUGGUGCAGCACAUGAGGCUGUGGUGCAUAAACAUACUUCUGCCUUCCUUGCAGGUCGAGAUGGUGCGCUGGUCUUCCCCUGGUGUGGUCCCCAGUGGUGUGAUCCUCAAAUUCUUCCUGCAGCCCGCUUUGUCAUCUUCCCUCCCUGCAAGACAGUUCCUGGUUAUACAAGGCAAUAAACAGAGAAACAAUA